This is a messenger RNA of Nothoprocta perdicaria, 4133 nucleotides long. It is a transcript of the gene TDRD1, whose product is annotated as tudor domain containing 1. Gene Ontology annotation, biological process: spermatogenesis. The transcript is spliced from 25 exons. The record is from RefSeq and is a predicted model, not a curated record. Lineage: Eukaryota; Metazoa; Chordata; Aves; Tinamiformes; Tinamidae. The coding region runs from base 119 to 3328 and encodes 1069 amino acids.
AAGGUCACUGUGGCAAAGCCCAGGAUAGUAUUUUCCCUCAGAAAAUGGCUUUUUCAAAAGUUACCUGGCAUUGGAGCGUUAUGAGCACCUUUUGUCAUACCUUAUAGUCACGGUUUUCAUGAUGGCCCAACCGCUUCGCUUGAAGAACAAAGGAAAUUCAGCAGAAGGUGUAAUUCAUAGCAGGAAGUCGUGGUUGACAGCUGCAGUUGGUGAAGGAAAUGCCGGCCCCCAUUCUGAUGUGAUUCAGGAGAAGCCAAAGAGGCAAUAUUCUUCUGAGAAUGUUUUUUCUAUUGGCUAUGAUGAGAGUCUCUUCAGUUCUUUAGCAUUACCUUCACCAAAGAUGACCUGCCAUCACUGUGGUCUAUUUGGAUCCUUGAGGUGUUCACAAUGUAAGCAGAUAUACUACUGCUCUGCAGACUGCCAGAAGAAAGAUUGGCGAACGCAUGGUGUGGUGUGCAAGCCAAUUAAACAGGACUUAAGCAGUAACAAUGGAGACAAGGCACCUGCUAAAGCCAAGAGAAAAGUUUAUCUUAAGGGUAAUUCAGCAUCUGUGGAUUCCCUCAAGAUACAAGAGCACAUCAAGAAAAUAAUGCUUUCAGAUCUUCAAACUGUAGGGUUGAAAAAAGCUAUGGAAAUAAAGGGUAUAGUAACAGAGUUCAGGAAUCCAAGUGAAUUUUAUAUCCAGAUAAGUUCUCCAGAAUUUUUAGAACAUAUCAAUAGAAUUUCUGUGGAACUGCAAGACUGUUACGCUAAUACCGUUAUUCAAGAGGAGUAUAUCCCUAUCAAAGGGGAAGUCUGUGUUGCAAAAUAUUCUUUGGAUCAGACCUGGAAUAGAGCAUUGGUAAAAGAUGUGGAUAUAGUGCAGAAGAAAGCCCAAAUAUUCUAUAUUGAUUAUGGAAAUGAAGAAAAUAUUUCAUUCUCCAGGAUUAAAGCACUUCACAAAAACAUUGAGCUCUUUCCUCCAUGUGUCAUUAAGUGUUCCCUUGCUAAUUAUGAUCCAACACAAGACGGAUGGAGUGAUGACAUUGCCAGCUCUUCCCCUCAGUUCAUGGGAAAGCACUGUUCAGUAACUGUUGUUGACAUAUUACAGGAAGAAAUGAUGCUCAGUUUUGCUGUAGAUGUUACUCUUCCAGAUUCUGGAAAAUGUCUGGAUGAAGUACUGUCAGAAGUGAGGUCUGACUUAUCCUCCAAGAACAAUGCCAUGGGAACAGAUUCUCCAAGAGAAAAUCAUUCUAAAGGAAAUAGAGAAAAAAUGCCUGAAGAUAAAGAACUAGUUCUCAACACUGAUGCUGUUGCAAAGUGUGUUUCUGUCUGUAUUGGAGAUGUGUUUUCUGGGGUGGUUUCCCACAUUCAAACCCCAGAAAAUUUUUUCUGCCAACAGAUGCAAAGUGGGCAUCGUCUUGCUGAGCUUCAGGUGUCUCUUGGUGAAUAUUGUGAAAAAGUUCCCAGUAGCCCCAAUUUCCGUCCUGCUGUUGGAAAUGUGUGCUGUGCCCAGUUCUCAGACAGCCUUUGGUACCGUGCUGCUGUUUUAGCAUAUACUUCUGAAGAUACUGUUCUGGUGGGCUAUAUAGAUUAUGGUAAUUUUGAAGUUCUUCACCUGACUAAACUUCGUCCCAUGAUUCAGAGAUUAAUGGACUUUCCUGUUCAAGUUAUAAGAUGUACUUUGGCAGGUGUAAAACCAUUGAUGGGAACCUGGACCGUGGAAGCUAUUUCUGUCAUGAAACAACUGGUGCAAGACAAAGUGCUUACAGUAAAAGUAGUUGAUAAAAAGGGUAAUAGCUCUGUGGUUGAGCUCCUAGAUGCAUCAGUUACUCCAGGAAAAAAUAUAUCAAGCUACCUCAUAGAAAAAGGCUGUGCAGCUGAGGAAUCAAAGAUGAACUUGCCGGCAAUUAAAAUGACUAAUGUUAAGGAGGAGGGAAGUGAAGAUACAGCAAACAAAAAUAUUUGGAUGUGGAGUAAGUUAUGUCCUAAGCAAACAGUAGAUGUCAUAGUGUGCACCCUGUACAACCCUGGCGAAUUCUACUGUCAGAUUUCAAAUGAUAGUGAGUUACUUGCUCUAAACUCACUUAACAAAUCAUUGUCUGAAUACUGUCAAAAAACUCCACCAAGUGUUUUUAAACCUAAGAAUGGAGAACCUUGCUGUGCUUUUUUUUCUGCUGAUGGUAACUGGUACCGUGCUUUGGUGCAAAACGUCACUUCAGAUGGAGCUGUUAAAGUCUGCUUUGUGGACUAUGGAAAUGUUGAGGAAGUACCACUGGACAAAAUUCGUCAGAUUUCAUCCUCAUUCCUAAAACUCCCAUUUCAAGGAAUUAAAUGCUGGCUUUCAGGUAUAAAGCCUAUUAACAGCAAAUGGAUCCCAGAAGCUACAGCAAGGUUUCACAUGUAUGCAGCAGGCUCCAAGCUCCAGGCCAGAGUAGUUUCCUUCUCCAGCGACGGGGCGGGUGUAGAGCUCAUCGACAAUUCCACAGGUUGUCCCAAAGUCAUCAACGAGAUGUUAACUUGUGAGCAGUUGGCUGUAAAAGAAGUUUUACGAGAUAAGAAUAAGUGUCCAAAUAAAUUUGUUGACAAAAAAGAAAGCUCCCCUGGGCAAUGGAAGUCAGUAGAAUUGGCUAUUGGUGAAACCCUCUCCGUCUGUGUAACAGAAGUUUUGAGCCCAGACUUGUUCUAUGUUGUACCAAUUCAAACUAGAGAUCAAGAGACACCAUAUCAGCAGUUGGCUGAUCUGGAAGAGUACUGCAGAUCUUGUAACAAGCAGCCCUUUAACCCCAAAGUGGGUGAAGUCUGUUGUGCAAAGUUUUCAGGUGAUGGCCGUUGGUACAGAGCCCUUGUUCUAAAAGUGUCUCAGUCCUUAGUGAGAGUGCUAUAUGCAGACUAUGGGAAUACAGAAACUUUACCACUUUCGAGUGUGUUGCCAAUCACUGAAUCCUACUUGAAGCUGCCUUUUAAGAUAAUUAAGUGCUCACUUGCAGGAAUCAAGAAAGCUGAGUGGCCUCCAUUGCUACUAGAUAUGUUAAAAGAAAUGUUAUUGAAUAAACACGUCACAAUUACAGUGAAAGGGAUUAGUGGAAAUGUUAAUCUUGUUGUAGUGGAGAAACUCUCUGAAAAUGGUAGUCUGAAUGUAGCUGAGAAACUAGUAACAGAGGGCUUGGUCAAAUACAGCAGUACUGAGAACCUGCCUGCUCUACAUCAAGGCUGUGGGAGUGAGACCAAGUGCUGCUGUGCAGAUUUGAGUGUGCAACUUAAGAAACAUGAACAGAUUCUCCUCUUUCUUUUAAACAAAUAUGGGAAUUGUGAUGGAUUCAGUGAAAUGAAAAAACUGUUGGAUUAAGUCUCUGAUGAGUUCAUUUUUUGGAAGAGCAAUUGUAUUCAUCAGCUUUAAAAGGAGAGAGUUGCUUUGGAGGAAUUUUGCUGUUUAAAUACUCACCUCUAUGGACUAUUACUGUAAAAGAGUACUUAACUUUGAAAGGUUUCAAAACUGCAAGUUAUAUUUCCUCUUUAGUUUUUGUUUGAUGCUAUAAUACGUUUAUAAACUACUCGGUUUAUUUAGCUGUUGAAUGUACAUAACCUACAAUGUAGUGAUGUUCCAUAAAGGAAUCAUCUUGCUAGUAUUUGAAUUUCAAACAAUUAUAAUCAUACAGCUGGCUUCAGCUUUGAUGCCUUUCACUUCACUUGAAAAAUGAUGCUAUCCUCUGGUUAUAUUUCAACUUAAUUUCUUGUCUGAGGUUAGUAGACUCAAAAUCAUUCUUCAUAAGCUUGGUUUCAGUAUUGUAAAAGGUUGAAUCUUAACUUGGACUAUGUAUAGACAGUUCUUUCUCUCCCUGUAAUCAGUAAACACUUAAAUGCACAUAAUUCUUUAUUUACAAUUAUGUUGUUUAAUUUGCACUUCUGAAUAUUGCUUUGAAAUGAGUUCUGAUAGAUGUCUUGAUUUUUGGCUAUGUUACAAGAAGAAAUAUGUUUAAGACUGAUACUCAGCAAAUUUUUGUUUACAUGGUAUAAUAAAAAAGCUCAGUCUGGGGUAUGACAAAAGUCCUGGCUGUCUAUUAAUAAACUUUCUUGGAUGAGUAGUCAUAAUUUCUGCCUCUUAGUCCACUGGCAAUAAUACAAGUGCAUUCCAAAUCACCGUUAGUACACUG